Molecule: messenger RNA, 2458 nt
Organism: Notolabrus celidotus (New Zealand spotty)
Lineage: Eukaryota; Metazoa; Chordata; Actinopteri; Labriformes; Labridae
Gene: pola2
Product: polymerase (DNA directed), alpha 2
Exons: 18
Coding region: 251-2062 (603 amino acids)
Biological process (GO): DNA replication; DNA replication initiation
Cellular component (GO): alpha DNA polymerase:primase complex
Molecular function (GO): DNA binding
Source: RefSeq, a predicted model, not a curated record
CUGUGACGCAAUUUCCGGCCGCCAACACUGGAAGCAUUUUUUCGCGGUAAAAUGAAAUAGAGACAUCUAAUGUCAGCUACGAGUUCUCUUAUCUAUCACCUAACGUGCUGUUUACCUGUUGCAGUAAGUGCUCAGAAGUCGUUUUAAAAGAACAAGAAGGUUUUUCACGAUGUUAUGAAGUGGGAGAAAAGCUAACAGAAGCUAGCAAAGUCUCAUCAAAACAAGGUUUUGUAGACAGCAGAGAAAAACAAUGGCAACAGUAACAGCAGAAAGCCUACAGUCGGAGCUGGAAGUGUUCGACAUACCCUGCCAAGAUGAGUCCAUCCUCGACAAGAUGGUGGAGCUGUGUAUCUGUAACAGGAUUCAGGCAGAUGAAGUGGUACUGGAGUGGGUGGCCUACAGCACCACAAAAAAAGGACUCAAGCUCACACUGGUCACCCUGGAGCAGUUCGAACAUGAGGUGUUAAACAAGAAAAAGAAACCAAAACCAAGCUUCAGAAAAGAAGACAAUUUUAACAGAACCAGAGACAUCAACUCAUUACAGGACUUAAUCAAAGCUGAAGAAGAGGAGGAGAAUCUACUGGAUGCCUACUCUACUCCUGGCAAGGGCUCUCAGAAGCGGGCACUGACCACUCCUGAACACCCACAAUCAAAAAGAACAGCAGCUCUGCUGACCAGCCCAGGCCUGCUGCUGUCUCCUGCCAGCUUUUCCCCCAGUGCAACACCAUCACAGAAGUACAGUCAGCGAGGAGCCAAAGGGGAGGUGGUUGUUACAUUUGGGACCGUGCAGGGAACUCGCUGGGUUGGCAGGAAGGCUUCAGGUUCAGGUGUCCAGCUCGAGUUGCUGGAAGGGCCUGAAGACUCCCUCCGCUGCAGCUACAAGUACAUGUUCCAGAGGCUACGGGAUAUCCGAAACGUGCUGACAGAGAAGAUAGAAGAGCUUGGCGAGGGCCUCAGGUCCCACUUCAACAUUGAAGAGUUUUCCCCUGUCUCUCUGCCCGCCCAGGACAGUAUCACAGUGUUGGGUCAGGUUUGCUGUGACAGCAAUGGCAAACUAAACGCACAGUCUGUACUGUUGGAAGCAGGACCAGAGCAAGGUGGUCAACAAGUACCUGUUGACCUAUCAGAACUUAAAGAAUACUCCCUGUUUCCUGGUCAGGUGGUGUUGAUGGACGGUAUGAACACAACAGGAAGAAAACUGAUGGCUUCCAAACUGUACGAGGGAAUUCCUCUGCCAUUCUACACAUCUGAGGUGAAAAUGGAGAUGAAUGAAGAGCCUUUAAAUGUCCUGGUAGCAUGUGGACCAUACACUCCCUCUGACAGCCUGAGCUUUGACCCUUUGGUGGACCUUAUCAAUGUGAUUGUCAGAGAUCGUCCUGAUGUCUGCCUACUGCUCGGCCCAUUUUUGGAUUCCAAACAUGAUCACAUUGAGAAAGGCCAAGUGACUGAGACGUUUGAGGCCAUUUUCUCAAGAUGUAUUGAAAGCAUUGUGGAUGGCACCAAGAGUGUUGGCUGUCGAUUGGUGUUUGUGCCGUCCCAGAGAGACAUCCAUCAUCAUUUCGUCUACCCACAGCCUCCCUUCAUCCCUCCACAAAACCUCAGCAAGGACCAGCUCCAGCGCGUCACCUUUGUCCCCGACCCCUGCACCCUGCUGAUUGACGGUGUAACCUUUGGCUUGACGUCCACAGACAUCCUGUUCCACAUGGGUGCAGAGGAGAUCAGCAGCGGUACUGGAUCAGACAGAUUUUCGCGCAUCCUGAAACACAUACUCACCCAGAGGAGCUACUACCCACUAUACCCACCUGUGGAAGACGUCAACAUGGAUUAUGAAAAGUUUCAGAGCUUUGGUCAGAUGCCGCUAACCCCUGAUGUUCUCAUCAUUCCCUCUGAACUGCGCUAUUUCGUGAAGGAUGUUGUUAACUGCGUGUGUGUGAAUCCUGGGCGGCUAACCAAAGGCCAGGUAGGCGGGACGUAUGGCAGACUGCUCAUUCAGCGUAGCGACGCCACAGAAGACAGUAAAAAAGUGAGCCCCUGUUUGACUGCUCAGGUGGUGAAAAUCUAAAGAAAAUAAAGGCUGGAGCGCUCAUUGUCAGCAGACACACGGCAAACUAAUCCAGAAACAGUUUGCCAACAGCUUUGGAAGUGGUGUGCUGAUGUAAAAUAGGCAAAAAAAAAGAAGCCAAAACUCUGUACUAUUGAAACAUCAUCCCUGUUUAUUGUUGUGACAGACUGUUGUGAGUUUAUCGUUCUCUGGCAGGGUCUAUCAUGACUGUUUGAAUAUCAGUCACGCUGAUACAACAGCAACGACAAACUCAUCAAUAAAUUAUUGUCACACUUUGUAAAAUUUCUUUUAGUCUGUUUGCAGUUUCUCUUUCUGAUAAGAGAUUAAACCUGUUUAAAACCUGUUCCAUAUUUGUAUGAAAAACUGUAUCCGAAAAUAAAAUGAAAAUGCACAUGU